Molecule: messenger RNA, 3915 nt
Organism: Suillus paluster
Lineage: Eukaryota; Fungi; Basidiomycota; Agaricomycetes; Boletales; Suillaceae
Product: condensin complex subunit SMC2
Exons: 17
Coding region: 19-3588 (1189 amino acids)
Biological process (GO): chromosome organization
Cellular component (GO): chromosome
Molecular function (GO): ATP hydrolysis activity; protein binding; ATP binding
Source: RefSeq, a predicted model, not a curated record
AACCACCAAGCUUCGAUCAUGCGGAUAGAAGAACUUGUGCUCGAAGGUUUCAAGUCAUAUCCAGUCCGGACUCAGAUUACAGGUUGGGAUUUAUCAUUCAAUGCAAUCACUGGCCUCAAUGGAUCCGGCAAGUCCAACAUUCUUGACGCGAUUUGCUUUGUCCUCGGUAUCACCAACAUGUCUCAGAUGCGAGCUCAAAACCAGCAAGACCUUAUUUAUAAGAGGGGCCAAGCUGGCGUUACCAAAGCUAGCGUAACAAUUGUCUUUGACAACUCAGAUAGAGAGAAGAGUCCCGUUGGAUUUGAGAACUUGAAGCAGAUUACAGUCACACGUCAAAUAGCGCUCCCAAAUAUAUCCAAGUACCUCCUGAAUGGUCACAAAUCACAGCAGAACACCAUUCAGACGUUGUUCCAGAGUGUACAGCUGAACAUUAACAAUCCCAAUUUCCUCAUCAUGCAAGGCCGCAUCACGAAGGUCCUCAACAUGCGUCCACAAGAAAUUCUUGGCAUGGUGGAAGAGGCUGCAGGGACCCGCAUGUUCGAGGAGCGGAAGGACAAGGCCAAAAAGACGAUGACAAAGAAGGAGAAGCGCGUGCAGGAAAUAACGUCUCUCCUUGAGGAGGAAAUCACACCCAAGCUGGAUAAACUCCGGGAAGAAAAGCGUCAAUUUAUUGCUUUCCAGAAGACUCGGACGGAACUGGAGAAGAUCGGCAGGAAACUGCGCGCUUGGGAAUGGACAGCCGCUAAUAAGAGGGUAGAGAAGGCGCAAGAUGAUAUAGAGAACAAGAGAGCAGAGAUGGACGCGACAGAGAAGCGGAGGAAGAAGCUCAUCAAGGAGACAAAGGCAGCCGAGAAGGAGAUGCAGGAGGUCAGCGCGAAACGGGAAGCAGAGCGAAAGAAGGGUGGUAAGUUCAAGAAAAUGGAGGAGGAAGUAUCGCUUUUGGAAAAGGAGCUCGUGAAAGUUCGAACCCAAGUCGACCUCGCAAACGGUAAUAUCGCCGACGAAAACAAAAGUGUCGCGAGUGCUGAGGCAGAGCAACAAGAGCUCCUUCAUUCUCUCGAGGAGAAGCGCAGUCAGGCGCAAGAACUAGAAUCUUCUUACAUGUCCGUCAAAGCAAAGCACAACGAUACGCAAGCAUCGCUCUCGAAGUCGGAGGAGCUACUGCAGACGCUGCUGACUGGUCUCUCAUCAAGCAAUACCGGAAACUCUGGGGGCGGCUACAUGGGUCAGCUUGCAGACGCGAAAGCUCGCAUGGCCCAGGGGUCGGCUGAGGAAGAGCAGAAUCGCGUCAAACUCAACAUGAGUGAGAAGGAGCUAAAGGCAUUGGAAGCAAAGUGGAAGGACGUAGAGAAGGAAGCGGGGCAAGGGAAGCGUAAUAUGGAAAACAUGCGGACUGAAGCCGAGAAGCUCAAGCGCAGAGUUGCUGACUGUGGUUGGAGCACGGAACGAGAGCAGGAAAAUCAAGUUUCCCUAGCGACAGCGAGGGGACAGGUCCGGCAGUUUACAGAGGGGCGCGAUGCAGUUAAGCAGCGCCUGUCGGCAUUGAACUUUGAUUACUCGAUGCCAUACCCGAAUUUCGACCGCACCAAGGUGAAGGGACUAGUCGCUAACUUGACCUCGAUUGCUCCCCAGCACCAGCACAAAUCCCAGGCACUGGAAAUCGUUGCCGGAGGCAAGCUCUACAACGUCGUCGUCGAAGACGAGAAAGUCGGCAAGGACCUUCUCCAGAAUGGCAAGCUAAAGAAGCGCGUCACCAUCAUUCCCCUUAACAAAAUAAAUGCGUUCGCCUUAAGUGCUCAGAAAUUGGCGCAGGUUGAACACCUUGCCCCGGGUAAAGCCAACCUGGCACUAUCGCUCAUUGGCUACCCAGAUGAAGUAGCUCGCGCCAUGGCGUUCGUCUUCGGAGACACUAUCGUCUGCGAGGAUGCCGAAGCUGCCAAUGCGGUCACAUUUGGUGCAAAGGUUAGGUCCGUCACUUUGAACGGCGACCUGUACGACCCUUCUGGUACACUCAGUGGAGGAGCAGCUCCAAGCGGAAGUGGUACGCUACUGAAGGUGCAGGAACUCCUCGAGGCAGAGCGUAAACUGGGAGAAGCACAGUCUCAUUUGAGUGAACUUGAAAGAGCAGAGACCGCCAACCGAGAGAAGAGAGAAUCAUGGAGAAAGUUGACUCGCGAACUGGAUAUCAAGUUGCACGAAGUCAGUCUUUUGGAGCAGCAAGCAGAAGGGAGCAGCGCUGCGAGGCUUGGUGCUGAGGUAGAAGAGCUGAAAAAGACCAUCGGUGCUUUGAAAUUGGCCGUCCAGGCAGCCAAGGAGAAGCAAAAGGCCGCCAAGGAUGAGUGCAAUAAGCUCGAGAAGGACAUGGACGAGUUCAAAAACAACAAGGAAGGCAAGAUAAACGAGUUGAAGGCCGAGAUUAGCAAGCAGAAAGCAGCUCUUCAGAAACAAGCUGUUGUAGUAAAGACGCAGCACAAGGAACACCAAACUGCUGUACUCGAGCUUGAACAAAUGGAGAAGGAUAUCAAGGAGGCCGAAGACAGCAUCAAAGGUGCUCACGCCCAAAUCGCCAAGCUUCACAAGGACCUCGCAGCGCUCAAUACUAAGCUUUCUAAGCACGAGGCGGACCAUGCGAAAGCAGAACACAAGCUUCAGGAGGAACGCGCAACGCUGACUCAAUUCGAUAACGAGCUCAAGGACCUGGAGAAUGCUAUUCGUGAGCAGAAGAAGGGGGUAUCUGACGCUGAAAUCGAGCUGAAAAAGUUGGAACACGAUGUUGCUGCACUUGAAAAGGAUAAAGUCACGCAGGCCAAGUUUGUGACCGACUUGGAGAAGCAGCAUGAGUGGAUUCGGGAUGAAUACCAGUCCUUUGGUAAACCCGGCUCGCAGUAUGAAUUUGACCAAGAUAUGCCUUCUUUGCGAGCCAAAGCUGACGAACUCGAGGAGAAGCAGAAGGGGAUGAAAAAGAAAGUCAACCCGAAGGUCAUGAACAUGAUCGACACUGUCGAGAAGAAGGAAUUGGACCUCAAGAAGAUGUUGGCCACAGUUCUGGAGGACAAAGAAAAGAUUGAGGAAACCAUAGAAGAGCUAGAUCGAUAUAAGCGUGAUGCCCUUCAGAAGACAGUGGGAGAAAGUGAACGGGUAUGGAUGAUUCCUUCACCUGACUUUGGUGGUAUCUUUGCGGAGCUGCUACCUGGCAACUUCGCCAAACUUCAGCCUCCAGACGGCCAAGACCUAAUGCAAGGACUUGAGGUGAAAGUGCAACUGGGGACUGUUUGGAAACAAAGUCUAACUGAACUGAGCGGUGGCCAACGCUCCUUGAUCGCUCUUUCUCUUAUCAUGGCCCUUCUCCAAUUCAAGCCGGCGCCCAUGUACAUUCUUGAUGAAAUCGAUGCCGCUCUUGACCUCUCCCAUACCCAACAUAUUGGCCACCUAUUCCGAACUCGUUUCAAGGGCUCACAAUUUAUAGUCGUUUCACUGAAGGAGGGCCUGUUCACGAACGCAAACGUACUAUUCCGAACGCGAUUCCGUGAUGGCACAUCAGUAGUCGAGCGGACGGCGAAUAGGUCAACUUCGUCACUGUAUACAUAAUAUAAUGCUGUAUGAUUACUGUACGAUCAUUGUAACUGCCAUGGCUACGCAUGCUAAUGCGACGUAUGGGGAGAGGCGUUCUCCUAUCCGCGCAGACAUAAAGAACAGUCCGAGGAAUCCUUCCUUGUUUCUAUCGACCAGACGCGGGGCAACUGCGCGAACAUAAGUGCAAGUGCAGAUCAUCAACAAGAUGACCAAAAGCAGGGAUUGAAAGUUGAAUAGUGCCGACUUCGCGACUUCAGCUAAUGUACAAUAUGAAUAAAGACAUACCAUACCAUAGGGAAAGCGAUGGCCUGCAGUUGACCUGCAGAUGGUGAACGUUUGGAA